This is a messenger RNA of Cavenderia fasciculata, 336 nucleotides long. RefSeq lists its product as uncharacterized. The transcript is spliced from 2 exons. Lineage: Eukaryota; Evosea; Eumycetozoa; Acytosteliales; Cavenderiaceae. The coding region runs from base 1 to 336 and encodes 111 amino acids. The record is from RefSeq and is a predicted model, not a curated record.
AUGUUUAAAUCUUCAUCUUUAUUUGUACUUGCCAUCAUUCUUUUGGUUGCCAUCUCUUUUUCCAAUGCUGAAAUAACUGGUGUAACUCAAGAAGGAAAGAAAUUAACUAUUACAUUCUUGCCAUCAGUCAUGCUUUGGUUUGAAAACCACCUUGUUCUCAAUGGGUUAAAGACCAACAUCAAACCAUAUUGUGUGGCCAAGUAUGGAUUCUCACCAUUAGUUUGUAAUUUGCCAACCGUUCCAGCUUGUGACACUAUUCGUCUCUAUGGUACCCCAGGUAUUGGUACUGUUAAUCUUCAAAUGCUUUAUUCUUUUAAUUGUACUGUCGUUGCUUAA